CAAGCAUCCCAUUCAAAACUUCACCAACUGUCUCUCUCUUCUCCAGGUUAUGGGCAUAUGGCCCCACUAUCGGCAGGUGGAAAGGCCUUCUGUGUGGUCUAUGCAGCCCUGGGACUGCCAGCCUCCCUAGCCCUUGUGGCUGCCCUACGCUGCUGCCUGAUGCCUGCACUUGGUUGCCCAGGCACCUGGGUAGCCGUUCGCUGGCACCUGGCACCAGCCCAGGCUGCCCUGCUUCAGGCAGCAGUACUGGGCCUCCUGGUGGCCUGUGUUUUUGUGCUGCUGCCAGCGCUGGGGUUGUGGAGUAUACAGAGUGACUGCAGCCUGCUGGAAGCCAUCUACUUCUGCUUCGGUUCACUCAGCACCAUUGGCCUAGGGGACCUACUGCCUGGCCAUGGACGUGGCCUGCAUCCAGCAAUUUACCACCUUGGACAGUUUGCACUUCUUGGUUACUUACUUUUAGGGCUCCUGGCCAUGCUGCUAGCUGUAGAGACCUUCUCGGAGCUGCCACAAGUCUGUACCAUGGUGAAAUUCUUUGAGCCUAGUGGCCCUAUGGCAGCUGAGGACCAAGGCGACAUACUAGGCCAGGAUGAGCUGGCUCUGAGUUCCCUGCCUCCUGACACCCCAGCCUCAGAACAAGUUACUCCAGUAUCAGAACAGACCUGAGCUUUGCUGACUCCAGCCAGAUGACAAGAUUCAGCUCAUUUAAAUUGGAGGACCCUGAGGAGGCCCUUGGGAGUGUCUAGGGAACAGUGGGAAGGAGUUAUGGAUGCCAGGGAACAAU
Nannospalax galili (Upper Galilee mountains blind mole rat) is the source of this 781-nucleotide messenger RNA. RefSeq names its product potassium channel subfamily K member 7-like. Gene Ontology annotation, cellular component: membrane. The record is from RefSeq and is a predicted model, not a curated record. The annotation marks the transcript as partial. Gene Ontology annotation, biological process: potassium ion transmembrane transport; stabilization of membrane potential. Gene Ontology annotation, molecular function: potassium ion leak channel activity. The transcript is spliced from 2 exons. Lineage: Eukaryota; Metazoa; Chordata; Mammalia; Rodentia; Spalacidae.